Molecule: messenger RNA, 3199 nt
Organism: Piliocolobus tephrosceles (Ugandan red Colobus)
Lineage: Eukaryota; Metazoa; Chordata; Mammalia; Primates; Cercopithecidae
Gene: GAS2L1
Product: growth arrest specific 2 like 1
Exons: 7
Coding region: 865-2910 (681 amino acids)
Biological process (GO): microtubule bundle formation; protein localization to microtubule plus-end; actin crosslink formation
Cellular component (GO): stress fiber; cytoplasm; microtubule plus-end
Molecular function (GO): actin filament binding; microtubule binding; cytoskeletal adaptor activity
Source: RefSeq, a predicted model, not a curated record
GGGGGCAGGAUUUCCCGCUGAUCCCGGCGGUCUGUCCUCUGCAGUUUAAAAAGAGCCUAGCGGGGCUUAACUCUCCCGUGUCCGGCCGGCCUCCGAUGCCCCCGUCCCCUGUUCUGUGCGGAACUCUGGCCUUGGCCAUCUGCCUACUUCUCUAAGCCUCAGUAUCCUCAUCUGUGAAACCGGUUCCCCUCAUCUCAAGGUCAAAACGGAGCAUUCGGCCGUGCUGUGCCCCAGCCCAGGGAGCCCACCGUACCGGGAGGCGGAGGAUUAAAAGGUCCCAACCUCCUCCCCAGGGGAUCAACGAGGUUGGACUGGGCCCCGGGUACUAGGCUGGGUGGGGGUGGGGCGCCUGAGCCGGUCGCAGUUGUCUGGGGACCCUGGGGCCCUCUGCGUCGAGAGCGCUUGAAGACCCGGGAUUCCUGGCCCGACCGCGUGGGAAGACCCUAGCUCUUCCGCUAUCUGCCCCGCUGGCUCGGGAAAGGGGCGGCCCCUUUAAGAGCGCGCAGCCCCGCCCGCCCCCUCCGGGCCGGAUCCGAAUUCCAGGGAGGCGGGGCGGAGACGGUGGCGAGGAGGAGGCCGCGGCGGCGCGGGACAGAUCGAGCUGCGGCUCGGGCGGCGCCUCCCUGCGGCGGGCCCGGCCCGGCUCCGGCCCCCGCCGGGGCGAUGCUCCCCGGAGCCGCGGGAUGAGCCAGAUGAGGAAACGGAGCACCGACAUUUCCCAGAGCCAACAUGUAAACCAGGCAUUUGGCCUGAGUGACAGACUGGUGCAGGUGGCCAGCAGCUUAGUUUGUACUGAGCCCUUACUGGGUCCCCACAGCGAUCCUGACCUGUGUUCCUGCCCACAGUGACUCGGCCGGUCCGGGCAUGGCAGACCCGGUGGCUGGCAUCGCGGGCUCGGCGGCCAAGAGUGUGCGGCCGUUUCGCUCCAGUGAGGCCUACGUGGAGGCCAUGAAGGAGGACCUGGCCGAGUGGCUCAAUGCCUUGUACGGCCUGGGUCUCCCGGGUGGUGGUGAUGGCUUCCUGACGGGGCUGGCCACGGGCACGACACUGUGCCAACAUGCCAACGCCGUGACCGAGGCUGCCCGUGCAUUGGCAGCUGCCCGACCGGCCCGAGGUGUGGCCUUCCAGGCGCACAGUGUAGUGCCUGGCUCCUUCAUGGCCCGCGACAACGUGGCCACCUUCAUCGGCUGGUGCCGCACGGAGCUGGGUGUGCCAGAGGUGCUCAUGUUUGAGACUGAGGACCUGGUGCUUCGCAAGAACGAGAAGAGCGUGGUACUGUGCCUGCUGGAGGUGGCACGGCGUGGGGCCCGCCUGGGCCUGCUCGCCCCACGCCUGGUGCAGUUCGAGCAGGAGAUUGAGCGGGAGCUGCGCGCUGCACCCCCAGUCCCCAACGCCCCUGCUGCUGGGGAGGACACCACUGAAACCACCCCUGCACCAGGGACUCCUGCCCGUGGCCCCCGCAUGACACCCAGCGACCUGCGCAACCUCGACGAGCUGGUGAGGGAGAUCCUGGGCCACUGCACCUGCCCCGACCAGUUCCCCAUGAUCAAGGUCUCAGAGGGGAAGUACCGUGUGGGGGACUCGAGCCUGCUCAUCUUUGUGCGGGUGCUGAGGAGCCACGUGAUGGUACGAGUGGGUGGUGGCUGGGACACGCUGGAGCAUUACCUGGACAAGCACGACCCGUGCCGCUGCUCCUCCACCGCUCAUCGCCCACCCCAGCCGAGGGUCCGUACCUUUUCUCCACAGAGGGUGUCACCCACCCCCAGUCCCCGCCCUGCUAGCCCAGUUCCUGGGAGUGAGCGCCGGGGCUCCCGACCUGAGAUGACUCCCAUUAGCUUGCGAAGCACAAAGGAGGGGCCCCAGACCCCGCCCAGGCCCCGGGAUCAGCUGCCCCCCCAUCCCCGCUCCCGCCGCUACUCCGGGGACAGUGACUCCUCAGCCUCCUCCGCCCAGAGCGGCCCCCUUGGUACCCGCAGUGAUGACACAGGCACUGGCCCCCGGAGGGAGCGACCCAGCCGGCGGCUGACCACAGGCACCCCGGCCUCUCCGAGACGGCCUCCUGCCCUGCGCAGCCAGUCCCGAGACCGGCUGGAUCGGGGCCGGCCCCGGGGGUCUCCAGGAGGCAGGGGAGCCCAGCUGUCAGCCCCCAGCCCUGCCCGGCGGGCCCGGAGCCAGAGCCGCGAGGAGCAGGCUGUGCUGCUUGUGCGCAGGGAUCGAGACGGGCAGCACUCAUGGGUGCCAAGGGGCAGGGGCACUGGGGGCUCGGGCAGGACCACCCCCCAGACUCCCCGUGCCCGCAGCCCUGCAGCACCCCGGCUUUCCCGGGUCUCCAGCCCCAGUCCAGAGUUGGGCACCACACCGGCCAGCAUCUUCCGCACACCCCUGCAGCUCGACCCGCAGCAGGAGCAGCAGCUGUUUCGGCGCCUGGAAGAGGAGUUCCUGGCCAAUGCCCGGGCCCUUGAGGCUGUUGCUAGCGUGACCCCCACUGGACCAGCCCCUGACCCAGCUCGGGCCCCUGACCCUCCAGCUCCUGACUCUGCCUACUGUUCCUCCAGUUCCUCCUCUUCGUCCCUCAGCGUCCUGGGUGGCAAAUGUGGCCAACCUGGGGACUCUGGCCGGACGGCCAAUGGCCUGCCUGGGCCGCGAAGCCAAGCCCUUUCCAGCUCUUCCGAUGAAGGCAGCCCCUGCCCUGGCAUGGGGGGGCCACUAGAUGCACCUGGGAGCUCCCUGGCUGGCCCCGAACCCUUGAGGACCUGGGCACGGGGUCGGAUGGACACACAGCCAGACCGUAAACCCUCACGCAUCCCCACGCCUCGGGGCCCCCGCCGCCCCUCCGGACCCGCAGAGCUUGGGACCUGGCAUGCCCUGCACUCAGUCACUCCAAGGGCUGAGCCAGAUUCUUGGAUGUGAUGGACCAGCUCACUGUCCCCAGACCCCAUCCCUUCUCCUUUUCCUUUGUGGCCUUAACCCCUCUGCAUCAGGGAGCCCCCUCUGCCUCUUGAGUACCAGACCUCAUGGGACCAGACCCCUUGGGACCACAUGGCACAAUGGGACCUCUGUUGUACAUUCCGAUUGGGGGAUGAGCGUUGCUAUUUAAUUACUAAUAUUAUUGAAUGCCUUAGAGGAGGCCGGGCCAGCCCGGUGUCCUGAAGACCUGUGGCCCAGCAGAGCCUCUGACAGUAAAGUUUUGCUCCAGCCA